UACAUAGAUAUCUUUUUAAUUUUUUGUUAUUCGAGUUUAGACUUAAUCAGAUCAAAAUUAUAAACUCAGGACAUAAAGUUUACAAUAAAUUAGUUCAUUUUACAAUAAAAGUAGCAGUUCGCAUGACCAUAUUGUGUUUAAAUUUUAACGCGCAUCAGUUUGUUGUGGCUGCCAUAUUGGAUUUUGCGUUACACAGAAAAAAAGAAAAUAAAAAAUAAUACAAAAAUUGUUUUCAUAUACAAAAUAAUUUGUAGAAUCCAUGUAUUGCUGAUGUGACUUUUAAAAGUAAUUUUAAGAGUUUCGAAGUAUCAAGAACGGUUCAGAUUAAUUAUAAGAAAGUUCAGUAACUAUGACGAUUAAAACGCUCUUGCAAACAACCAACAUAAAUAAUAUUACAGCAAUAAGUGAUAUGCAAAAGCGUAAAGUUAAGAGAAAUUUGUUCAACACAACAGUGGACAGGGAUGAGUUACAAAGGCAAUUAGGGCAAUUAGAGAACGAAAGCCUAAGAACUCUUCAAAGCUUUGAAUGUGAUUCAGUCAUUGGCGUGAUAAACAGUGCAAGUGAGGACCAAGCGAGAAAACAUAAGCGGUGGCCGGAACAAGAGGGAAAUCACGAUCUCCAAGGAUCUCUAUUGAUUAGAGAUCAUUCAACUGAUACCGAGGCUUCAUCUUCAAGCAAUCAAACAGCUCAAAGCUCAACUUCUAAGAAGACGACCUCGAAACUUAUCCAAGCGCUUCCCAAAGGACAACGUACGCUCACAGAUUAUUUCCCGAGAGUUAAACGAACCAGAAAGCACCGCUGAUGAGAUACCAUCAAGACCCAACCACAAAUUCCUGAUAGCUUCAAUUUCAUUCAUUUUUUUUAGAAUAUUUAACCAAAGCAUACAAAUCGACGCUAUUUCUUGUUCAACAUCGCUCCUCCCUCACUUUAACGUUAAAAAAAGAAAUUGGAAGGCGAUAUGAGAAAUGAUAACUCAUACCCCUCUCAUAUGUCUUGCCCCCCUGCCACAUCCCAACGAUAAAGUAAAUUAAUUUUAUUUUUACAUUUAGUAAAAAAAAAGUUUCUCCAGAAUCUUUAAAUUUGAUCUCAUUGUUUGUGCAUUUUUUGUCGAAUUGCUUUCUCUCAUUUUUUUCAAAAUGUUUUUUUUUUAAUUAUUUUUUGUUUUGUGAUCUUAUUUAAACUUUGCGACAUGAACUUUUGAAAGCAUGUCGACAUUCAUGAUUAAUACAAUUAGGUUCAUGUUAAGAUUAGUGUACAUCACGAGAGCGUUUGAGUUUGAUAUGACUUUGAAAAGGACAAAAAAAGAAGAAAAAUGGAUUGAUUCCGUGGAAGCUUUGGAAACCCCGUACUCUUAAUUGAUACGCUAUUAGAUUUAUGUACUAUGAUGAUUUGAAUGUUUUUUUUUCGCAAUAUUAAUUAAGAUAAUAAAAAUUUCAACUAAAGUUUCUAACG
Clunio marinus is the source of this 1452-nucleotide messenger RNA. Lineage: Eukaryota; Metazoa; Arthropoda; Insecta; Diptera; Chironomidae. The record is from the annotation of a GenBank genome assembly.